UCACUAUCUGGACUUCCACAUACUGGGUUAAAUGAGUCUUUGCCUGUUGGGAGUGAUGCAUCUGUUCUGGGUGGCACUGUGCUUCCUCUUGCAUGGGGCAAGUGGCUUCAUGAUCCACAACACCGUUGAAAGCCUCUGUUUACAAGACUCCCCAGCAGGCACUGCUGUCACCCUCCGAAAGUGUAACCUUGACGAUGACCUCCAGCAGUGGGCGUGGCAGGAUCAGCGCUUCCUGUGGAACAUCGGCACGCAGCGCUGCCUCUCGGCGUUCCAGGAGCACCCGGUUCUCACCGUGGCCUGCGACGGCGGAGAGAACCUCCAGUGGGGCUGCGAGAACCAGAGGCUCCUGAGUCUGAACCACAGCCUGGAGCUGAGCGCUGAGAGGGGCAGACUCAGGCUGGCCCCAGGGGGCCACACUUCCAGGUGGAGGUCCCUGGAUAAGGGAGAUAUCUGCGAGGAGAGGCUCAGAUCCAAAAGGGCAUCGAAUGAGUUUGAGGGGGAGUUUACGGAGGACACGCCAGUGGAGAGCAGCAUGAACGAGGAGCAGAGGGAAUAUCUCAAGUGGUUCUAUCGCACCGAAGAACAGGGAAAAUGGACGUUUGCUGUCCUGGCUCUGUCGUUCGCUGCGCUGCUACUGGGCUGUAUCCUGCUGGUCACGGGCAUGAUGGGUAGCAGGAGCAGAAAGAAGAUAGCCAAGUACAAAGCGGUGGCCCGGGCUCUCAAGCCUCAGAUGGAGGAGCUGCAGGUCAUCACCGAGGCAACGGAGACAAAGGAAGAACAUCAGGUCUUCAUCCCAACCCCCACCAUGGUGAGGGGCACCCCCAACAACGCCCCCCUGGCCGCCGAGAACGGGCAGCUCAAGCCGGGAGACAUCAUGGUCAGCUGGAAGGACGGGAAAGUGAGCAGCCUCUACACCGAGAGAGGAGGGGAGGGAGACGGGGAGGCAGCGGAGGAGAAGGCGAUGGAGAUCGAACGAGAGGAACAGGCAGCGGAGGAGAGGGUGAUGGAGAACGAAGGAGAGGCAGAGGCGGAGGUGGAGGAAGGAGGAGUGGUGGAGGGGGAGGAAAAGGUGUAAGGUGAUGUCCGCACACCUGGAUGUCUCCACACCUGUUCUGUUGGACACCAUCACUUCUAGGGCAAAUCCAGAGAUCUGCACACCUAGACAUCAGAACACCUGGGUGCUCCCUCUACAGAGAGUCAUAUGAACACUCUCAGAUCUGAUCACAGACUCUGACUAACCGCACACGUGGAUACACAGAAUCUGGUCUAUGCAGAAACCUAAGUGUGUGUGUGUGUAUACAUGUAUGUGCAUGUGUUUGUGAGUGUGUGUGCAUAUGUGCACGUCUAUGUGUGGGUGUGUGUGUGUGUGUGUGUGUGUGUGUAUGUGUCUGCACGUGUAUGUGUGUGUGUGUGUGUCUGUGUGUAUGUGUGUCCAAUGUCAAUGUAAACCAAAGGUCUAACCUCACAAGGGUUUGUUAAUUUACUCAUACCAUUCUGAAAGUCAAACACGUGUUGUUAGCCAACUCAAAAUCCAUAAUGAGUCUCGAGCUCAUGUGGUACUUGUGUCAAAGACUCCCGUAUACGUUGAUUUUGACAUGACUGAGUGUCCCUGACCUCCAAUGUGUGUUUAGUUGGGGCACUUGAACAGAACAGAGCUGCUGGGUGCAGAGUUGAGGGUGUAUGGCUGCACAGAUCGCUAUGGUGUAGACCUGUAUUUAAAAUAAUGUAUUCCUGAUCAGUAGGGGCUCCUGGGCCAGAUGUAAUGAAUGUGUUUGAUCAUAUUUUAAGAUUCACUCUACACUGUGACGGUGCAAAUUAAGCAUUUAUAUCACAACAGCAUUUUCUUGUCUCGCCACAGUAAAAAUGAACUUGUCAGUC
Molecule: messenger RNA, 1878 nt
Organism: Clupea harengus (Atlantic herring)
Lineage: Eukaryota; Metazoa; Chordata; Actinopteri; Clupeiformes; Clupeidae
Product: solute carrier family 51 subunit beta
Biological process (GO): bile acid and bile salt transport
Cellular component (GO): plasma membrane
Molecular function (GO): transmembrane transporter activity; protein heterodimerization activity
Source: RefSeq, a predicted model, not a curated record